Molecule: messenger RNA, 4170 nt
Organism: Theobroma umbraticum
Lineage: Eukaryota; Viridiplantae; Streptophyta; Magnoliopsida; Malvales; Malvaceae
Source: RefSeq, a predicted model, not a curated record
CCAUGGAGAACUAAUGGACUGAAAGGAUUUGACCGGAGUUGUAAUGCGAGGAAGACGGGUCACCGGUGGUUCGUUAUCUGCUAGAUUCUAAGCUCUUAACACGUUCUCGAUGUGACACCUGAAAGGAAACUGAGAUGAUAGUGUGAGCGGCAAGAAGGAACUCUGCAGGUUGUUUCAAGCAAGGUUAUGGCGGAGAUAGUUUUGUGUCCUCUGCUACAGGUUGUCUUUGAAAAGCUAGCCUCUCGGUUCUUGAAAGAGAUUGCCGAUCGUUGUGGGUUCAAGGAUGAAAUCAAGAAGCUUCAGCGUGCGGUGCGGACAAUCCAGGCUGUGCUUCAGGAUGCAGAGGAGCAGCAAGCUACUGAUAAAAAUUUGAAGUUGUGGUUAAGUGAGCUUAAAGAGGUAGCUUUUGACGCUGAUGACUUGCUUGAAGAGUUUGGGCCGGAGGCUAUGCUGCAAGAAAACGACAGUAGCUUGACUGAGCGGGUGAGCAAUAUUGUUCCCUUUUUGAGACCUUUUAUGACGUACCUGAAGUUGCCUGAAUUAAAACAGAUUAGGGAGGGACUUGAUGUAUUGUUGGAGGAGAGGUCUAACUUCAAGCCCAAGAAAAGAGAUGCCGAUGAGAAGAUUAAAAAUCGACAGAAACGAGAAACUGGUUCUUUUGUGAUUGAAUCUGAAGUUAUCGGGAGGGAAGAAGAUAAAGAAAAGAUAGUACAAAUGUUACUGUUAACUACUGAGAGAAGAGCCAACGAGGUUGUCUCAAUUAUUCCCGUAGUGGGUAGCGGGGCCUUUGGCAAAACCACACUUGCUCAGCUAGUCUAUAAUGAUGAAAGGGUGAUGAGAAAUUUUGAACUGAGGAUGUGGGUAUGUGUUAAUAAUGACUUUGAUGUGAGAGAGAUUGUUAACCUGAUUGUAGAAUCUGCAACCAGGAGAUGAUGUGAUGAUCUCUUGGGGAUGGAUGUUCGUCAGUCUCAACUACGAGACCUAUUAUUCAGGAGGAGAUAUUUGCUUGUAUUAGAUGACGUAUGGAACGACGAUGUGGAUGACUGGGAAAAGCUUAAAAUUUUGCUCAAGCUUGGUGCAGAGGGAAGCAAAGUCAUUGUCACAACAAGAAGUGCCAAGGUUUUAACAAUCAUGGGCACGGUGUCUUCUCACCAUUUGAAGGGUCUAUCCCAUGAUGACUGUUGGGCUUUGUUCAAGCAACGCGACUUUGCACAUGACCAAGAGGACUAUCCAGACCUGUUGCCAAUCGGGAAACAAAUAGUGAAAAAAUGUGGGGGAGUUCGUUUAGCAGCAAAGACACAAGGAGUUUUAAUGCGCUUCAAAAGAGAGCCAGAGGAGUGGUUAUCUGUGCAGGAGAAUGAGCUUUGGAACGUUUGUGAAGAGGAAACUGGGAUACCAGCCCUAAGGUUGAGUUAUAGCCAUUUGCCAUCACAUCUGAAAGGAUGCUUUACGUACUGCUCAAUCAUUCCUAAGAAUUAUGUUAUCAAGAAAGAGAAGUUAAUCCAUCUUUGGAUUGCGGAAGGCUUACUUGAAUCAUGUGAAUACCCCAUGAGAGCAACUACAACACGUGAAGAAAGAAAAUCUCUCGAGAACGUUGGGAGCAAUUAUUUUAAUGACUUAAUGUGGACUCUUUUCUUUGAAGAGGUGAAGAAAAACAGUGAUGGUGAUGUAAUAGAGUGCCAAAUGCAUGAUCUUGUUCACGAUCUUGCAAAAUCUGUUGUUGGAGAAGAGUUUUUUAUAUGUGAACGUGAUUGUCUGCCAAAAAAUCUGUCUAGGGUUCGAUACUCGUCUGUGGUUUGCCAUUCUGAAUCAUGUACUAUUCCAGAAGCCUUGUAUGAAGUGAAGAAGUUACGAACUCUUAUUUUUUUGUUUCCCAAAGGUGGCUCUGGUGAAGUCCCAGACAAUUUGUUCUCACAUUUUAGAAACCUGCGAGUCCUAGAUCUGGGUUAUAGUGGCAUCAAAAGACUGCAAAGCACGGUUUCUUGCUUGAAGCAUUUCAGGUACCUCGGCCUAUCAAAUACCUUUAUCGCAACUUUACCAGAAACCGUAAGUAGCCUCUACAACUUGCAAGUGCUAAACCUUUCAGGUUGCGCUGAUUUAACUCGCCUGCCAAGGGACUUAGCGAGAAUGUGCAUGCUGAGACAUCUGAUUAUAAAUAAUUGUGAAAGGUUACCUUGCUUGCCAGAUGACAUUGGUGCACUCUUUCUACUUCAGACAUUGCCAAUCUUUAUCGUGUCAAACGAGAGUGAUGACUUGAGGCAGUUGAAGAGGCUGCGGCUCAGGGGCGAGCUGACAAUCAGAAACAUGGAGAAUGUGAAAGAAGAAGUUAAUGCAGUAAUCUUGAAAAUGAAAUUCCUUCAUUCACUGGAGUUGUCAUGGGGAGAUGAUCAUGAUGGGCUGAACUUAAAUGUUAGAAAUGAUUUUGCAUGGGGAUUGGGUGAGAAGGUGCUUGACUGCCUGCACCCACCCGAAAAUCUCAAACGUUUGUCAAUAAAAGGGUACCCCGGAAUCCAUUUUCCACCAUGGAUGAGUACUCUUGCACUUCCUAAUUUAACUAAAACAGUGUUGAUCAACUGCAAAAGAUGUGAGCAUCUCCCUGCUUUUGGUAGACUUCCAGUGCUAGAGAUUAUCCACAUGCAUGGAAUGGAAGCUGUGAAGAGUAUUGGCAGUGAGUUCUAUGGAGAAUACACAAACAGAUCGUUUGCAUCAUUAAAGGAGCUAUCCCUCAUAGACUUCCCUAAUUUGGAAUUCUGGUGGAGCAUGAGUGUGGAGGAAGAAUUCCCCUCACUCGUUAAAUUAAUCGUCAGUAAAUGUCCAAGGUUGAUGAAUAUGCCACAACCUUCUUCUCUUAGGCAUUUGGAGUUGCAGAACGGCCAUGAAACGAUACUGAGGUCAGCAGUAAAUGUAACCUCACUUUCUGUCCUCAUUAUUAGUGUUUUCACUGGACAGUUGAUUCUAUUGGAUAACUUGCUUCAGAACAAUGUUCAUCUCAUGUCUCUAACUAUCAGCUCCUGUCCCAAGCUUCACUGCAUCCCUCCUAGUUUGGAGAACCUUGUCUCUCUAAAUUCAUUGACAAUUCUUUGACGUGAGGAGCUCUUAUCUUUGCCACAACAACUGCAAAAUCUUACCUGUUUGCAGUCUCUAGAGAUCAGUGAGUGUCACGGCCAUUCCACUUUAGCCCAGAGUAUAGAUAAAUUAAUUUCCCUCAAAUAUUUGUCUAUUGAGAACUGCAGCAACCUUAGAUCGUUACCAAUUGGACUGCAACAUCUUGGUUCUCUUGAACACUUAAUGAUUAUUUACUGUCCACGUCUGGUGUCUUUGCCAACUGAUUGGCAUAACCUUUCCAUGCUAAGGAGUCUCUGCAUUUUAAGCUGUCCAGAGCUAUCACCUCUGCCUGAAAGCAUUAAACAUGUCACUACACUGCAAAAUCUAGAAAUCCAUGGUUGUCCUGGUUUAAAUGUGUUGCCAGAGUGGGUUGCAAAUCUUUCGCUUCUUAGAUCUUUGGCGAUAUCAGAUUGUCCUAAUAUGACAUCACUUCCAGAAGGCCUUGAGUGCCUGAGCACCCUCCAGCGUCUUUCUAUUCAAGAAUGUCCAAGGCUUGGACAACAUUGCAAGAAAAAUAUAGGUAAGGACUGGCCAAAAAUAGCUCAUAUUGCACAUGUUUACAUCGAAUCACCAGAGCUCAUAAAAGAGAAUGUUGCUAGCAGCUCGUUGCGAUAAAGUAGAAUACAAAACAUCUGGUCAUGCUCUUGGUAAGUCGACUUCAUUCUCCAUAGAAUAAUCCUGAGUUCUGUUAUCUCUGAUUUGUUAUACAUAUAGUUCUGAUAUAAUACCCUUUUGGUUCUGCUAAGUUAUUUCUUUGCCGUUGAGUCAAAUUGGUGCUAGCCCUUCUUUUUCUGCAUACUGGUAGGCGUUACUUACAUAAAUAUAUUGGAAAUGCGCUGAGGCUUCAUCCGGAUAGAAAUAAAUCAGGUACGUAUCGUUUGAUGUUUUGUAGCAUCCAUUAGUGACAUUGUUAACUUGGAAUUUUGAUGCUGUAUUUUAUUGUAUCAAAUUAUUUGGGCAUAAAUCUUCAUAAAAAGCUAACAUGAUAAAGAAACUUGGCCUAGAAAAACAAGAAAGAAAGCUUUGUAUGUCAAAAUAUGGGUCUUUACCACCAAAUUAAUUUGG